Myodes glareolus (Bank vole) is the source of this 652-nucleotide messenger RNA. RefSeq names its product HIG1 hypoxia inducible domain family member 2A (gene Higd2a). NCBI's taxonomy places the organism in Eukaryota, Metazoa, Chordata, Mammalia, Rodentia, Cricetidae. Gene Ontology annotation, cellular component: mitochondrion. The record is from RefSeq and is a predicted model, not a curated record. Gene Ontology annotation, biological process: mitochondrial respirasome assembly.
CCCUCGUGGUGACCUCAUCAGAAGGCGGGGUUCGACGUCCGGAUUUUUGUCCUACCUGUUUCUGUGCCGGUGGCUAUGGCGGCUCCCCGUCCUGUCAGUUCAGAGGCGCCUUUCGAUCCGUCCCAGGCUCCAGUCAUCGAGGGCUUUAGUCCCACGGUCUACAGCAACCCAGAGGGCUUUAAGGAGAAAUUUAUUCGCAAGACCCGUGAGAACCCAAUGGUCCCCAUAGGCUGUCUGGGUACGGCGGCUGCCCUCUCCUAUGGCCUUUACUGCUUCCACCGCGGCCAGAGCCACCGCUCCCAGAUAAUGAUGCGCACCCGGAUCGCUGCCCAGGGUUUCACGGUCGUAGCCAUCUUGUUGGGGUUAGCGGCAUCUGCUAUGAAGUCUCGACCCUGAGUGUCUAGCCGGACCUUGAGAGCUCCAUGGAAAUCAUUGUAAAAUCCAGGAGCAACAAACAGCCCUGUCAGACGUAUUCCCUCCGUUUCUGACUGUACUCAGUUGUCACUUGGGUGAGGAAGUGGCCGAUUUUUGUGACUGAUGUCCGUCCUCCUCUCCCCCGAAAUCCCAGGUUCACUUCAGUUGGGUUGCACACUAAAAAUUUGUGAUGCGUCCCCUUAACUACUUACUUAAUAAAGCCUUAAUAUACUGGCAA